AUGGCCCCUCACUUCCUCCUCCAGCACCUGGGCACAGCAGGAACCUACGCCAGGAUCCUGUUUGUGGACUUCAGCUCCGCCUUCAACACCAUCAUCCCGGCUCUGCUGCAAGACAAGCUCUCCCAGCUGCACGUGCCCGACUACUCCUGCAGGUGGAUCACAGACGNGAAAGGUCAGUGUUUCCUCUACAUGAAGGUGAUCGAGAGAGCAGCUUUCCCUGCCAGGAUGUGGGAGAAGGUGAAGCUCAGUAGGAACUACGAGAAGGCUCUGGAGCAGAUCGACGAGAGUCUGAUCUACUGGCCUCGAUUCCUCCGUCAUAAAUGCAAACAGCGUUUCACCAAAAUCACUCAGUACCUGAUCCGCAUGCGCAAACUGGUCCUCAAGAGACAGAGGAAGUUGGUCCCUCUCAGCAGGAAGGUGGAGAGGAGAGAGAAAAGGAAAGAGGAGAAAGCUCUCAUCGCUGCUCAGCUGGAUAACGCCAUCGAGAAGGAGCUUCUGGAGAGACUGAAGCAGGGAACGUAUGGAGACAUCUACAACUUCCCAGUCCACGCCUUCGACAAAGCUCUGGAGCAGCAGGAUGAGGAGAGCGAGGAAGAGGAGGAAGGAGAAGAUGAAGAGGAGGAGGAUGACGAGGGCGUUGGGAAGAGCGAGUUUGUCGCAGAAGAAGAGUUGGAGGAGAGCGACCUGAGCGACUUUGAGGAAAUGAAUAAACUGAAGACGAGCAGCGACGAGGAGGAACAGGACGAUGAGUCCAGUGGAGAGGAGGAAGAGGAGGAAGAAGAGGAGGAGGAUGAGAUGGAGGUCGAGACAAAGACGAAGGCGUCCUCCAAGUCUAAAGGCAAAUCCCCAGCCAACGGCUCGACAGCGAGGAAGAAGCGAGCGUACGUGGAGAUCGAGUACGAGACAGAGCCCGCCCCCAAGAGCAGAGCCACGUAGUGAUGUCACUUCCUCUGCUGCCAGUCAAACUGCCUCUGCUGAGGUCAUUAGUUUGCUCGUACAGACUGUGAAUGGAAGUUUGUAAAAGGACACACAGGACGGAUCUGACCUGGAAUCAGAUCGGAAUAUGAAACACCCAGAGUGACUUUAACUUUAUUUUCUGAUUAACAUGGAGUUUUAAAAAUGAUUGCUUUAUUUUCUUUUAUAUGUCAAGUCCAUAUUCCUGUUUGAAACCACAAAAUAACAGAUGUCAAUAAAUCCAUUUUGGAAAAAUAUGUAAACCUGCUUAUUAACUGUUUCUAUAAAUAUCUUAAUACUUCACCCUCAAAAAUGACUUUUUUUUCUUCCUUAACAGUUUGAAUACAGUAAAAUAACUAAGUACUUCAUGAAUGGCUUUCUUGCUGAGAGUUAGAUUGAUUAUCCAGCCAACUGCUUAGCUUAAAUAAAUCCAGAA
Molecule: messenger RNA, 1390 nt
Organism: Notothenia coriiceps (black rockcod)
Lineage: Eukaryota; Metazoa; Chordata; Actinopteri; Perciformes; Nototheniidae
Product: MAK16 homolog (S. cerevisiae)
Exons: 9
Coding region: 1-936 (311 amino acids)
Biological process (GO): maturation of 5.8S rRNA; maturation of LSU-rRNA
Cellular component (GO): preribosome, large subunit precursor; nucleolus
Source: RefSeq, a predicted model, not a curated record